This is a messenger RNA of Dentiscutata erythropus, 363 nucleotides long. The record is from the annotation of a GenBank genome assembly. Lineage: Eukaryota; Fungi; Glomeromycota; Glomeromycetes; Diversisporales; Gigasporaceae.
AUGACAUUAUUGUAUCUAUUAAGUUACCUUUCCCAUAUUCCUGGCGAAGGGCUAUGUUGCGUUGGAACAUAUGUACUUAUUGUGGAGCUUUUAAAGAGCGAAGAUCAAGUUGAAGUCGUUAAGAAGCAGGCUGAAAAUCAGGCAAAAGAAUAUGCGAGAAUUACUGAAUCCGAGAAAGCUCUACAGAAAAAGUUGGAAACUUUAACUAAUGAAUUGGAUGAAGAAAAGAAGAAAGCGAGAGAUUUUGAUAAUUUGAAAAAACAGGCUAGUCAGCAGAAUGAGGAAUAUAUGAAAUUGACUGAUAAUUAUCAAGAAUUAUUGUUGAAACAUGAAAAUCGGAAUGAGGAUAAGAAAAAUGAUUAA